Messenger RNA from Tachysurus fulvidraco (yellow catfish), 1915 nucleotides. RefSeq lists its product as uncharacterized. The coding region runs from base 182 to 949 and encodes 255 amino acids. The record is from RefSeq and is a predicted model, not a curated record. NCBI's taxonomy places the organism in Eukaryota, Metazoa, Chordata, Actinopteri, Siluriformes, Bagridae. The transcript has 2 exons.
CAAUAGCCUUCACAGCUAUUGUGACUCUGAUAUCAGGCGGAGCACUUCUACCAAACUAUUUAUGAACUAUUUGUUAUUUCUGAGGUCAUAGACAAAACCGAACAUUGUUUUAACAUCUCACUUCCUGCUUACCUCUUUCCUCGAUUUACAGAUAAGUGAUUCUCAGUGACUUGGAUAAAUCAUGACAAUCGGCAAAAGCUCCAAGAAGCAAAAGGCUCCUCGGGCUCCUCCUUUUCUAGACCGGGCCAGUGGAUUCUAUGGACGUUUAGAUGAAAUAGAAAUAGAGUUCAGGACAGAGGUACAGAUCACAGAAGAACAACCAGCAGCAAAGCCAGCGUUAGGAGAAAUUAACAGAAAAGAGCUUGCAGACGAUCAGGAGCACUGUGUAUGUGAUUUCAGCGAGGGCAUGAUGGAGGACGACGGGACCACCCUGCUGAAGAGGAAGCCGAGCCGACUGAGCCGGCGCUGGAGCAGGAAAAGCUCAAGGAGGACCAAGACUGAUAAACCAUCACUGGAGACAGACAUCCAGAGCUCUGAAACUCAGUUGGCUUCGGCUAUUGAGUCAAGCUUGGAUGUGAACUUGGUAACUCAGCCUGACAUAGGACCAGGCAGCAGUGCUCCAGAACCCACGCUCAUCCACUUCUCCAUACAAGAGGAAGCUGAUGAUCAGAAGCUCAUUCCUGAAGGAAAAGAGAUAGAAAAGAUGAUGACGGAGAAAAUGGGAGAAAGAGAUGUGGAGGAGAAAAAAGAUGUAGACAACAUGAAGAUUGUCAAAAGGAAGUCUCUUAGGAAUUAUCACAAGGUUUUGGAUAAAGCGCUCAGACGAGGAUGGGAGACAUUUGUUGCAAACUUGUACAGUGUGACCCUCUCUCCAGUCUCCUCCCCCGUGUCCACACCAAGCAAGUCUGAAAUGGACAGGAAAGCUGCGCUGGCAGACUUUAGAUUAUAAUAAAUCUUUUAGCACCCACUUUAAAUAUAGAUACAUUUCAGUUGUUAACUGGCUGAAAAUGUGUUCAUGUAGUAAUUAUUAUUGAAAUAUUAUUUUUGUAAGCUGUAUUUAUAUAUGAUUGAUCUCCACCAGAAUAAUCUUAGUUACUAUAGUGUCUAAAAUGGAUCCUGUUUUAGAUGGUUUGUGAUAAAUAACCUGAAAAAGUAAGAUUAACAUCAUGAAAAUGCCCAUGAGGUCGUAGCUGUGGUGCUUGUAUUACUUGUAUAACUUGGUUUUGUAUCACAGAAAAAAAAAAUAUCUCACAAAACAUAAUGCAAUCGUUGUUAGAACUUGUUAUGAACUUGCUGGGAACAGUAUAAUGGAGGCAGAGGUCUUUGGUGUAAUUUGUCUUUGCUAGUGGUGAACCUGCCAUGACCACGGGACCAACGCUCGGGCACUGGGAGCUCAUACCUUCUUGGCUUUGAAGUCCAUGACUGAGCCAGCUGAGUUAUUUAUACUGAUCGUAAAACCUUUGUAAGGAGUAAAUUAACUUAUUAUAUAUUAGGACUUCAGAAAAAUAAUAAAGAUACAUUCCUUAUUAAAAAUCAGAAUCAUCAGAAUCAGAAAGAGCUUUAUUGCCAGGCAUGCUUUCACAUGCGAGGAAUUUGUUAUAGUGACAGAAGCUCCACAGUGUAGCAGAAUGACAUAUACAAUAUAGACAAAUUGUGUGUACAAAUGUACAAGUGUGAAAUGUUCAAUUGAAAUAUACAUAGUAUAUGUUUUAAAUGAAUAGUGUGUGAGAAUAGUGGGUGUUCCGUGUAUAAAUAUUCAUCAGAUGGAUUGCCUGAGGGAAGAAACUGUUCUUAUGUCUAAAUCAAAUGUUCAUUUUCUGGGAUCUUUGUUACCCACAAGUAAAUUAACUGAUAAUUUACAUACUGGACUUUAAAAUAUGUAACACAUUUAUUUAAAUAAAGGCAUUAAAACCUU